Lodderomyces elongisporus is the source of this 2649-nucleotide messenger RNA. RefSeq names its product Irs4p (gene IRS4). The transcript has a single exon. The record is from RefSeq and is a predicted model, not a curated record. NCBI's taxonomy places the organism in Eukaryota, Fungi, Ascomycota, Pichiomycetes, Serinales, Debaryomycetaceae. Bases 1 to 2649 code for a protein of 882 amino acids. Gene Ontology annotation, molecular function: protein binding; calcium ion binding. Gene Ontology annotation, cellular component: intracellular membrane-bounded organelle; cytoplasm; plasma membrane. Gene Ontology annotation, biological process: endocytosis; endosomal transport.
AUGGCCAGUGGAACUGCUGCUAAUGCGGCAGCUCUUGCUGCAUUCAACGCAGGUAAAAAACGAGACGACGGAUGGAAACAGAAUAAUGAAGGCAACAACAAGAGCUCCAAAUACGUUUGUGCACCAGCCGUAAAGUCACAGAAUAAUAAAGUUAAACCAGCAGCACCAGCAGCACCAGCAGCACUAGCAGGAGCAGUUAAUACCAAUACCACUAAUACCACUAAUACCGUCACAACAACAUCAGCAUCAACAACGCCUAAACCAAAAUCAAAUCAUGCAGUGCACCGUGAUACUACACCAACUUCUAUGGUUAACCAACAAUAUUCACAAAACAAUGAUCGAAUAAUGACCAAGUCUCCUCGACCUGUAUUAAAUGUCAAUACAGACAGUUCAAAACAAGGCUCAUAUUCCUCAGCAGCUAGCAAAAAUAAUCACGAUAACAAAGGCCUCGACUACUUCAAUUUGGGUUCUGCCACAAGUGGCAGGUCAGAUACUUUUAAACUGCCAAGAUAUCUGCCGCAUACUCCCAAGGAUAUGAUAAAUAACGUGAAAAGUUCCAUUGAAGCAAAAAACAUUGCAAACGAUCCAAGCUCGAGAAGAUUAUCAGCUAAUUAUUCACCACAGCAAAUGUUGAAGAACUUGAAAACUUCACUUAAUGAGAAAUCAAAGGCUCCAGCGCCUCCAAAGGCGAGUGAAAAUGAUAAGGGAAGACAAAUCUUGAGUGAUAUGAGGGAACGACUAGAUACGUCGCGAAAGAUAGCAGCAGACCAAGCAGCCACGAGAGGACUUGCUCCAGGGUUUGAUUUUGAAGAAGAUGGAGACAAAGAAGAUAAAGGUUAUGAAGAUUAUACAUGGAAUCUGACAGACAGGAAGAAACCGGUGUCUUCGAAUAGGUCAGCUAAGUCUUUUAAGUCUUUUAAAUCUGUCAAAUCUACAAAUUCAAACAAGACUGUUAAUUCUAUUGCAAAGAAUGUAGUUACUAAAGCAGGUGAAAAUGAUCAACUAGGAACCACCGAGCUGAAUAUAUCAACACCAGAAAGACAUGGGAUUUGCAUUGAUGUGACCUACCAUGAUUCAGAUGUUGAAGACGACUGUUUAAAAAAUGAGAAUGGAAACAAAUGUGCAAAUGGAAUUGGACAUGAAAAUGGACAUGGGACUCAAAAUGAAAACAACGUUGAAAAUGGAAUUAGGAACGAAAAUCAACAUGAUAAUGAAUCCGAUAUAGGUGACCAAGUUAUGGUACCAAUUAAACUCUACAAUAGUGACAAAUCAUCUAUAAGUUCAAAAAGCAAGGUUCGUCGGAAGCCACCACCGUCAUUAUCACAAGAAGAAUAUGGUUCAAGCAGCACAGAGUUGUUAUCGACUGAUUUAAAACAUAUAAUGGCGUUGCAUGCAAAGUCUUCUGACACUUUUUCCAGUGGAGACAAUUUCAAUCAAAGCGAUGAUCAAAUUUCAAUAGCCGAGAACGACGCGGGACAACCUAAUGUUGGUACAACAGCUGCUGCAACAUUAGUCCGUCGUGGAGACACAAAAUUUCCACAAUUUCCUGAAAUUAAGAAGAAGCACUAUCAUUCAAGAAAUAUAUUUGGUUUAAAACGUCAUGAUCACAGGAACCAAAACAGUGUUAUCUGGCUGGAUCCAGAUAGUGACGUAGAGGCAGAAGGCGAAGGUUUAGGGGGAGAAGCAAAGUAUGUAAGAGGGGUCAACAGAAAAAGUGCGGGAGAAGAUGAUGAAUUGGAAGAAGAAGAAGAAGAAGAACAAGAUGGAGAAGAAGAAGAAGAAGAAGAAGAAGAAGGAAACGAAGUUGAAGAAAAUGAAGAAUCCGAGUUUUCCGAUGCUUCAGCGAUUGCUAAUAAUUUUAAUCAUGGAAAUACAAAGAAUGGCGUAAGAAGACUCGGACCACAGUCUCGUCCACAGCAAGCACACGUACAGCAACAACAGCCUCAGCAAUCGCAACAGCAACCGGUCCAGUUUAGAACCACAAUGAGAACCACCAAUAAGCGCAAAGACAGAAAAUCAAAGUUUGACGAGUACAAACCAUGGAAGAACCAUAGCGAUCUUAAUUAUUUGACAGACCAAGAAAGGAAGAGAUACGAAGGUGUUUGGGUGAGUAAUAAAGGUAAUUAUACAAACCUUGUGGUAGUAAAAUUGCAUGGAGUUGACUAUUCAACUGUCAAAGAUGGGAAAGUCAACUUAGAGCAUAUUGAUGAUUCAAUGAGGGCCGCACUUAUAUCUACUAACGCUUACCCUUCAUCUAAGCAGGAGGAGCAAGAGAGUAUGAAAAGCAACAAUGGCACAGGAAUAAAGGUGAAUAGUGAUGGCUCUGUAUAUAACUCUGCAAUUGAGGUACCUUCACAAGCCAAUAAUCAAUCUCGUCCAGAAAGAGUUGAACUUAGUCAGCUUAUCCUAGGUGCAGUUGUUAAAAGAAUAUGGAGUAGAAGUGGGCUCCCGGAUGAAACUUUGGAACAAAUAUGGAACCUCGUUGACUUUAGACGCGAUGGUACAUUGACCAAAAACGAGUUUAUUGUUGGUAUGUGGCUUGUCGAUCAAUGUUUGUAUGGAAGAAAAUUACCAAAGAAGGUUGAAUCUAUUGUAUGGGAGAGUCUAGGUGGAAUCGGAGUAAAUAUUAACACUAAAAAAAUGAGAUAG